CAUUUUGACCUUUCGACGACACUAUUGUCGGUACGGUACGGAUAUUAUUGGAGGAGCGACUUUUGUUAUUUGGAGUCACUUUUAUUGGUCUUUAUUGUCAGCUUUCAGUCUGAAAGUAUUCUAAAGGAGGAGACAUGACGUCAACAGAUAAUUCACAGCUUACAGCUUCACACAGGAGGGCGCUAUUUGUUUCUGUGGCAGCUACAUGUAGCGAAGCAGGAUUCUCAACAGGAGAUAAAGAAUGCUUAGAAACACUCACCGAAAUCAUUCAAAGCUUUAUCACAGAAUUAGGACAAAGCAGUAGGGCAUACUGUGAGCUUGCUUGUCGUUCAUUGCCUAUGGUUACAGAUAUUGCCAUGGCGAUGUCUCAGAUGGGAGUUGACUGCUCAGAUCUCAAGCAAUUUGCUCGUAGAAAACAUAAGAUAGUCAUUCCUAAGCAGGACAGAUUACGACCAACCACUGACCCAUCUGGUUUACAAGUUGGUCAACGUAACAAACAUCCAUCCUAUAUUUAUGAUCAUCUACCAGCCUUUCCUGAUUCUCAUACAUACAUACAAACACCAACUUUCAAGCCUCAGGAUAAUGAUUACAAGACCGUACGGGAGAAGGCUGCUUCACAAAGACGUGAUGUAGAAAGAGCUUUGACUAGAUUCAUUGCAAAAACAGGAGAUAAUCAGACACUAUUCCCUGGGGAUAGUAAUCUCUUCCCAUUGAUAGCUUGUACCCCUUCACCUGUACCGUACCUAGAUGCCCUUAUACCACAGGAACAUGAUAUCCUACAAGAAAGUGAUGAUGAACAAGCACAAGAGGGCGACAUUAAAUCAGCGGAUGAGAGCGAGGAGAAGAGGGAUUCUCAAGAUACGGAAGGGAAGGUGAAAGGAACGGAAGAUGAGGGCGCUCAGUCCACACCGGCAAAGAGACGACACGAUCCUGAGAUCAUUGAUAAUCCGUUCUUAAGACAACCGAAACGGCCACGGUACAAGAAGAAGAAGUGAUUGAGGAAAACUCUAUUCCUGUAUUUAUUAUAGUAUUCUGUUGUGCAGUCACGUAGUAGACUGAACGCUAUAUAAGCCAACCUAACUCAGAAAUUUAUUUCAGCUACUCGUAGUUGUACGAUUGAUUUUAUCUUUGGUAAUCCUUUCCUAUUACAACCACAGCUUUCUGGAUCAAGAGAAAGUGACAUGAGAAGAAGUUAGGUAAUGCAUUUGAGGAUUAGCUGUUCACUUAUCGAUGUUCUUCUUCAUGGAUAUACACUAUACAUUAUUUUUGGGGGUUGUGGUCUAGUGGUUAUGACUCUUGUCUCUCAAUCUGAGGGAUGUGGGUUCCAGCUAUGGCAUGGUUUCCUUCAGCAAGAAAUUAAUCCACAUUGUGCUGCACUCAACCCAGGUGACGUGAAUGGGUACCCAGUAGGAAUACAUUCCUCAUUUGCUUGAGUGUCCAAAAGGGCAGUGCAGCUAAAGCCGGGGUAAUGAUAACGGUGCUUUGUAUCCUCGGGCGAAAAGCGUUUUAUAAAUCCAGCUGUUAUUAUUAUAAUUAGGCUUGUUAUCCACGUAAAACACAGGAACUGAAAAACAUGGUCAUGUGCUAAAGCAUUCUUAUAUGAAUAUCAAAAGUAUGGGAUCUAACGGUAUCCAUUGGUCCAAACUUUGCAUAUACGAAAGAAAAAGUAGAAUUUGAAGAAGUUUGUCCUGUUUUAUCUGUUAAUUAUUGCUGAUUGUAGAUCUACAAGAUCUGGUAACGGCAGGGGAUGCUAGGGACUUUGGGAUAGCGGAUUGAUUGUGAUAAUGGGUCUUGCAGAUUAAGGUCUGUGUUCUAUCAAGUUCUAGCCUGGGGCCUGUUUCAUAAAGAUCAAUGAAUGUACUGUUUAUGAUAAGUAUUUGAAAUAAAUUAUGGGAGUCCUAUUAAUUCAAAACAAUAGGCUGCAAUAAGUCAUUUCAAUGCCAGUGAUAAAAGCGCAAAUCCAUCUUUUGAUGCUUUCUUUGUGAAUUAGAGCUACUAAGAAUGUAACCAUAUUGUGGUUGAUCAUGUGAGAAUUUGAACACUGAUUAUUAAGGAAUAAAUGAAACUUUGAUGUCAGUAAUAACAAUGCCUUAAAUGAUAUGUAGAAAUCUGAAUCCAGUAGAGAGAUUUGAAUGCAAUAGAGACAUGUUUGUCAGAGUGUACCGCAAAAUGUAUUUACAUCAGUAACAAUUGAUUACAAUUUUUUUUCAUUCUGCAAUUUCAUAUCUAACUGAUAAAUUUUGUUGAUAGAAGCAGA
Molecule: messenger RNA, 2257 nt
Organism: Lytechinus variegatus (green sea urchin)
Lineage: Eukaryota; Metazoa; Echinodermata; Echinoidea; Temnopleuroida; Toxopneustidae
Product: transcription initiation factor TFIID subunit 8-like
Exons: 6
Coding region: 135-995 (286 amino acids)
Biological process (GO): transcription initiation at RNA polymerase II promoter
Cellular component (GO): transcription factor TFIID complex
Molecular function (GO): protein heterodimerization activity
Source: RefSeq, a predicted model, not a curated record